AUGUCGGCUAUGUCGGUUCGAUUUGCGCCAUCACGAUCCUGUUACUAGUAUAAUUAGCACUCUAUCCCUAAAUGAAAAUUGCUAACGGAACUUAGUCAAGUAUAACGAUCGCAUGUUUGAAAUCAACUUCGAAAAGUUUGCGGCACCUAGAGUAACAGAUGUAGAAAUUAUCCACAUGUGUUGUACAUCAGACUGCAGGUAUCAAGAGGCUAGCUGUCCAGUCCCAUGUUUUCAUACGGAGUGCUACGACUUUGCUAAGCGUGUGGGAAAUAUCAAUUUUCACGACUCCUCCCUUCGUGCUACUGAUUAUACUUUCGAACCCUCUGUUUUGCAAAAGCAGCUGCGAAUACAAUCAAUUCAACAAGAUCUCGCAACGGAGCUCCAGGCGCGGCCAUGGCCAAGACAUCUCGCAUUCGAAUUAUGGCAUAUUGUUGCCGGUUUUCUUACUCGGGAAUAUGCUAUUCGCGUGUCAGAGCGGCUUGAAUACUGUCUUUUUAAACGCUCUGUGUCUAACAGCCUUCUUGAUUUAUAUUGGGUUGAAAGGGUAUUGGGUACUGAAGGUCAUGGAGAAUUGAUUGCAUUGUAAAAGGUAGCUAUCUAAGGUGUUUAUAUAAAGAGUGUAAGGUUUAGGCAGACAUGAAGCAUUUAGGCAGCAGAGCUAUAAGUGGAUCAAAUAAGGAAGUGGAGCAAAAGAGAAAGUAGAC
Molecule: messenger RNA, 704 nt
Organism: Hymenoscyphus albidus
Lineage: Eukaryota; Fungi; Ascomycota; Leotiomycetes; Helotiales; Helotiaceae
Source: the annotation of a GenBank genome assembly